Messenger RNA from Somion occarium, 2331 nucleotides. NCBI's taxonomy places the organism in Eukaryota, Fungi, Basidiomycota, Agaricomycetes, Polyporales, Cerrenaceae. The record is from the annotation of a GenBank genome assembly.
ACACAACUUGAUUUCAUACCACCACCUUCCUCCUCACAGAGAUCAUAUUCCCAGUGUUUCGCUCGCUGACGUAGUCCGAAAUCGCCUACGAAUAUUGAAAGUUGAUUCUGGAGAAAAGUCGGCAUCAUCCAGGGACCAGCGAAGGAAUUAAGAGUACCUUUCAAAUACUUAACUGGCUACCAUAUCACAGCAGAUAUGCCGUCUUCUCUGCCUCCGUUGGUCGCUCUUGCCGAACGCCCUAUCGGAUCGAUUGUAGAUGCUGCUCGUAAUACCCAUGGACGUCAUAAGGAUAGUGAUAGACCACCUUCAUGACGAUAUUCAAACCCUUCUUGCGUGUUCCCUUGUUCACUCCUCGUGGACAACAGCAGCUCGGCGGUAUCUCUUUCACUCUCUCGUCAUCCGUAUCGUCCGAAGCUUGAGGGACCCAUACAACCCACGUCUUGACAUGAGUUCCUUCGUGGAAAGACUUAUCGGUAUUUCCACGCUGCCUGUUCGGGAAUAUACGCGUAAACUGAAGAUAUGGGGUCACGAUGAGACUCAAAGUUGGGGCCUUCAUUGGACUGCAAAUUUGACGACGCUUCAAAAACUUUUCGCAGUCUUUCCCAACGUUUCCGAGCUCGACUUCCAUGGUUUAUCCUUGGGGCCGAUGACCAGGCCCCUUCUCCCUUAUGACGAGCCAGAUUUUGACCCAUGGAAUUCCCUGGCGGUACCGUCCCAGUCGGCUCUUAACUAUGUCUCCUUCUCUUCGCUUAACCUCUACAAUGUUAAAAGCUUAUCCGUGGUAUUCGACAUCCUCGGCCUCUUUUCCUCAGUAGAUAUUCUUCGUCUUUCGGAAGGCCCCAUUUUCAUGCGUGAGCAGACUGUCUUGCUCGAGGCGCACCCGUCGUCGCUUCCCGAUGUACGAUGUCUUCAAGUUGACUGCCUCGACCCCUGGUUUAUCAAAUGCCUUUUUCACGGCAAUCGAGUCCAUGCGUUGCGCAGUCUGAAGUCCAUCAUGUUUUCUGGCUACUUUACUGAUCAAGUCAACCCGACGUCUGGGAUCAAUUUCUUACUUCGUGAAUCCGGAACCUCCCUCCAUUCGCUGGAACUUUCCGUCACCGAAGUAGUAGGUAUGGCUAUGUCAAGCAUUGUGGAGAUACGGAGGACUGUCGAAUCUGAUUUCAACAUCUACUGGAACACUAUCGACUUCUCGCCCUGUACAUCUCUCCGAAGGCUAGUAAUUCGUUCGGAUUUUAACACACGGUAUCCCUCUCCGUUUCGCCGUGAACUGGUGCCAUCAGAGAACCUUCCAGAGCACCUGAUCAAAUCUGUCCUGGAUGUCCUUGCCCAGUUCUUGGCUUCAGCUCCUGGACCCCUCAAUUCACUUGAACUCGUCAUCGAUCUUCGCCUGUCUGAUUUAUCAGACACAUUGUAUCCCAUGGAUCUCAUGCUUGCGCAUACUUCGUGGGAUCGGCUUCGCCAGAUCCUGCGUGAUUUUAGUAGACGGUUGCGUCCGAGUCGGAUUCGAUACUUGCUUUCAGACGAGAAUGGACGAGACACGAGCGUGUGGAAGACGAACUUCGACAACCUCCGUGCCAGAAUUCGGGUAGAAUUUAUGGAGCUGGAAGAAGAAGGAAUCUUGGUGAACCUGGAAUGAAAAUGGAAGUGCGGCUUUGUACCUCAGUUUGUUAGCAUAUCAUGCGUUCGGGAAAACUCUGAUUUCGUCUCGUUUCAUCCUGGCUAAUCCCCUAUCAAACCUUUCGCAAUUUCUUCUCGAACGGCUUUCACAUGUUUAAUUGUCCUUUCGUUCUCUUUACUCACACCAUCGCACUAUUCCCGUUCAAGCCAGAUUAUCGUUUCUUGUGCCGUCAGCAAGAUUGGAGCCAAUGCCUGUAUACGUCCUCAUCUACAGGUUAGCCUCGCAACCAUCGACAACGUCUCCCAUAGUUUACAAUCCCAGUAUCGUUCUCUUUGAAUCUUCAGACUCCAUUGCCAUGUUGCCGUGUACAUCACAGUCUCACUUGCCUACGUUCUCAUUAGUAUGUUACGUGAUUCUAUGUAUCCCAUACUCCAUUUUUGUAUUCCUUCCCCCUUGAUUACAAAAACUCCGCAUCAUCAUCUAGUUUACGCACUCAAGGCAGCGCGAGCCGUCCCAAGUGCACACAUUUGGUUGCUUCAAGGACUAAGCCUUUCAUACAGUAGUUUAUUUCGUUCAAGCUCCUGCAGGUGACAAAAAACCUCAUACUCAACCGAUUGUCAUGGAGGUGGGGGGAAGGUUGAGAGGGCUCGGCAGGCCGUAUAUACCUUCCUACAAUAAGGUACAUAUUUCCUCGGCUCAAGAGGGUCCAACCU